GCCGGUAGACAUAAUAGAAUGCACAUAUGCAAGAGAUGAACAUUUCGCUGACAGCGCUCGCAAAUUUCAAGAUUUAUGCAUAAAUAUAGGCCUAUGAGCAAAGGUCACAGGCAAGCGCGAUUUCUAAUGAUCAACAUUGACAACAAAGCAUCAUUUUUUAACUCGUUGGAAGAUCUUACUUUCGAAGCGACUUGCGCUUUUGAAGCUUUAUUGUCCAAGAGGACGUAGUAGCCUAUGGCAAUUACAUUUUCUCUAGAAGAACUCUUCUUUGAAUAGGAAGCUUCUUCUCACGAUUACUGGGACUAUGGACGAACUUUAGCUACUGUGAAAGCCUUCGAUUCCAUUCACUUACCAUUAUUAGAUGGAGACUGCUGGAGGUUUUCCGUAGGCCCGACAUACGCAGAUGGUUUCGUGUGUCUACGAUCAUUAAGAAGCAUGGACGAGCUAUCGAACUACCUAACGGAACGCGAUAGAGAGAGUAAGCUUGACAACAACGGCGAAGUGAGAAGGAUUCAAUACGCCAUCGAAAGUGUGCUUAAAGACAUCACGAAAUCUGUACAAGAAAGGGACCAUAGAUUUGCCGGCACCCUGAUUCCUGUAGGGAGCUUUUAUUCUGAUCUUAAGAUCGGUCUCCCAGGCGAGUUCGACUUCAUUUAUGAACUCAGUACACUCGAGGAAGGAAAGGACUUCGAGGUGAUGCCUUCAGGGUUUCGAGGAACUAGAAAUUUGUGGCGAACCGCAGAAGGGGAUCCGGGUAAAAAGAAAAUAUUUCUUAAAAAUCCGAAACAAUUCUUCCGAGGCUGCGAAGAUGCGUCAUUAAUAUGGAUUCAUAAAACUUGGACAAACGAGUUCGUCCUAGACCCAAUUGCAGUAAAGAACUCAUUUUUUUCAAUUAUAGGUGACGUCGUGGAGAGUAUCCACCCAUCUAAUCUCCCGAGAUAUUUAACCUUUUCAAAUGUGGGUACCACCAUCGACUUCGUGUUUGGUCCCGCAAUCACUCUGUUUUUUAAUUGGAGCGGCCGUGCUUACCCAAAUCUCACGAUUUCAGUCGACAUGACAAUAGCCAUUAAAGCGAUGAAGUGGCGAUCUCACUUCGACUUUCUAAGUGACAAGAGCAUUGUACCAGAUUCUUUUAUGAGGAAGAUCUUACUGAAGGGAAUCCGAAGGCAUGGCUACCACUUGGUGCCAAACACAUCAGGAAACAGAAAUCUGUGGAAGCUGUCCACUUCUUUCUUGGAAACCAGAUUUUUCAUGAGAUUUCCCAAGGACGCAAAGAUCAAGCAGUUUAUUCGAGUAAUGAAGUGUGUGAAAUGCGAUCACCUUAAAAACAAAUGGAGUUUGGACUUGAUGAAGAUAAAAGAAUUGGCAGAUAUCGUGAGAGCAAUGGAAACUUUUCUCCGACCGGAGGAGCCUGAUGAGUUCCAUCACCUUGUGUCCUCAUACCUUGUGAAAACAUCCGCUUUCACAGUAUGCGCUGGUGCAACGUCUACUGAGUGGAAAAGGGCGUCCCUCGCAGCUCUAUACUUGGUCACGCUUUGUUGUUUAUACAAUACGAUAAAAAGACGUACUCUCUCAAACUUUUUCAUUUCAAGGCAGAAACUCAAUGCUCCUGUGUGUGGUGAAGUUAUACCUGGAUUUCAUGUUAUUUUCCAGGAUAUUUGGGAUGUCAUAAGCAAACACAGGAAAGGGGGGGUUGAUAUGAGCACAUUGAAGAAGGAGGACGUAUUCAAUCCAGAGACAGUGUUGGCACUCUUUGAGAUAACAAAGGACGAAAUUGAUUUAUAUUUCAGCAGUGUUUGGAACUCCGAGAAAUUGAUCAAAACAUACGGGUUUUCCCAAAAACAAAGUUGAUGAAAGGAUCAUGGUUCGUGCUUAACCCGCUCGCUCAAAGUCAUUCUCCGUUUCAAUACCGUUGAAAUUCUUGUGUUCAUAGUUUUUAAUGUCUAGAAACAUAGUGCAAAGAGACGAUGCCUUUAGUUGCUUACACUCUUUACGAUUUUGAUUUGAAGCAAAAAGAGGUUGAGACUAUAAAUCAAGCUAAAAUAUCUAUUUCUAGGCUCACAACAUUUUGAGAUGUAUUACAGCCUUUUGUGGUGUUUAUCAUAGAUAGAUAUUUACCUCUGUAAUGAGCGAACCCUGGCAAUUAUAGAUGUGUAGACUUGCACAACAAAUAAUGUGUCCGAUUACGAGCCAGGCCGAGGCACGGACGUAGCUCUCACAGUCGUCAACAGCUCGCCAGAUCGCACAGGGGAGAUUGUGCUGUUCCAGGAAUAGUAUGAAGGGGUCUACAAAUAUAAUGGUAAUGAUGAGGACAUGCACAGUUAACUGAUACCUUAGUAGUUACAACAGAUUGGGAACCUGUUAACUUGAACACCCAAGGGAGGAUUCUCACCAUCAGUAUACAGAGGAACCCUGUUAUCUCGAACCCUACAGUAGAAGUAUCAAUAUAAAGUUGAACCCUGUUAUGUCGAACCCUCAAGGGAGGAGUCUAACAAUCAAUAUACAAUUGAACCCUGUUAACUUGAACCCUCAAGGGAGGAGUCUAACAAUCAAUAAACAAUUGAACCCUGUUAGCUUGAACCCUCGAGGGAGGAGUCUAACCAUCAAUAUACAGUUGAACCUUGAACUAUCAAGGGGGUAUACCUCAUUAACCUGUAUUGUGAGACGUAUGUAAAAGAAGCGCUGGAGAUGCUCGCCUGUAGUGACAUUUUCAGUUACAGUGCUUUCACACUAAUUACACUCAUGUUGGUAAGCUGUGUGCAGCAGUGCGUAUCUCUACGGAGUGAAGGCCAUCUGAUAAAGUCUUGCAAUAAUGAUAAUUUGCGCUUUAUAAAUACGGGAAAUGU
This is a messenger RNA of Nematostella vectensis (starlet sea anemone), 2846 nucleotides long. RefSeq lists its product as uncharacterized. The record is from RefSeq and is a predicted model, not a curated record. Lineage: Eukaryota; Metazoa; Cnidaria; Anthozoa; Actiniaria; Edwardsiidae. The coding region runs from base 436 to 1851 and encodes 471 amino acids. The transcript has 2 exons.